This is a messenger RNA of Epinephelus lanceolatus (giant grouper), 952 nucleotides long. The record is from RefSeq and is a predicted model, not a curated record. Lineage: Eukaryota; Metazoa; Chordata; Actinopteri; Perciformes; Serranidae.
CAUCAGCAGUGCAAGACCAAGGUGCUGUACCACAAUGAUCGGAGGACUGGCUGCUUUGAUUCUUCUUAGUACAGGGUCUCUGCUUCAAACUGCAGAGGUUCCUCAUCAGAUCUCUCUGACUGUGGUUGAACUUGGUGGGAAUGUUACUUUGCAGUGUCCAGUUUCUGAGAAGGAAGGCAAAUUCUUUUUCUGGUACAAACAGUCUCUUGGAUAUAUGGUCCGAACAGUCUUUGCUGCAGUUCAGGGUCAGUUAACAGUAAGUGAACAGUUUGACAACCCACGGUUCAAAGCAACAAAAGGAGCUGCUCAGUAUCUUCUUACCAUCACAAAUGUCAGCAAAGAGGACGAAGCAACAUACUUCUGUCACUAUGGAGCGUCCUAUUUAUGGAGUUUCAGCGAAGGCAUCUUCUUGGCUGUGAAUGAUAGUAAUCAACACAAAUCUUGCUAUGUGAAACAAAGUCUGGACACUGAGUCGGUCCAGCCAGGCGACAGAGUGAAUCUCCAGUGUUCACUUCUUUCCAUGAACAAAACCAACAAAGAUGAGUGUCCAGAUGAAGACAGAGUGUACUGGCUCAGAUCUGGAUCAGGAGAAUCUCAUCCAAGCAUCAUUUACACUGACAGAGACAAACAAGAGGAGAGAAGUUGUGACUACAGUCUGUCCAAAACUAUACAGACCUCCUCUGAUACUGGGACUUACUACUGUGCUGUGGUCACAUGUGGAGAGAUCCUGUUUGGUGAAGGAACUAAAGUGGAAACAAGAUCAGAACUUGAACCAGUUGUCCUUGCUCUUGGAGUCCUGUUGGCCUGCUGUGUGACUGUGAUUGUCGUCCUUAUCUUCUACGGAAAUCGAAGGAAAGUUUGCGAACACUGCAAAGGUAGGGUCACCAUUUUUUACUUUCAGGGCGUUCAUGAGAAUGGGAUGGACGGGCAGACUGACCACCUGAGAACAUAA